This is a messenger RNA of Zingiber officinale, 930 nucleotides long. RefSeq lists its product as uncharacterized. Gene Ontology annotation, molecular function: nucleic acid binding. The record is from RefSeq and is a predicted model, not a curated record. NCBI's taxonomy places the organism in Eukaryota, Viridiplantae, Streptophyta, Magnoliopsida, Zingiberales, Zingiberaceae. The coding region runs from base 1 to 930 and encodes 309 amino acids. The transcript is spliced from 4 exons.
AUGGACUUCGGCGGUAGCUGGGAGGAUCACUUGCACUUGGUGGAGUUUGCAUACAAUAACAGUUACCACUCAGCGAUUCAGAUGGCACCAUUCGAGGCAUUAUAUGGCAGAGCAUGUAGAUCUCCUACUUUAUGGGACGAGGUUGGAGAAUCGUCAGUCUUGGGACCCCAGCGUAUUCAGCGUGAUGCAGAGUUGGUUGGCACCAUCAGCUAUGCAGAUCGGAGACGGAGACCUUUGGAGUUCUCUGUGGGUGAUCAUGUGUUCCUGCGAGUGUCUCCUACCAAGGGAGUUAGGAGAUUUGGAUUGAAAGGGAAGUUAGCUCCUCGUUACAUCGGACCCUUUCAGAUACUUGAGAGGAUCGGUGAGGUAGCAUAUCGACUGGCGCUGCCUCCUUCACUUGCCGGGGUGCAUGAUGUAUUUCACGUAUCUAUGUUGAGGAAAUAUGUACCACACCCUACGCAUAUUUUGGCUGAUGUCUCUAUCACCCUUCAGCCAGAUGUAGCAUAUGAGGAGGCUCCAGUGCGGAUAUUGGAUCGUAAGGAACGCCAGCUGCGAAACAAGACAAUCCGAUUGGUCAAGGUUGGAUGGGAGCAUCAUUCCGAUGACGAGGCAACCUGGGAGCUGGAGGAUAAGAUCCGAGCGCGGUACCCACAGUUGUUUGAUGAAGUGGCUUGCUGUGAGGGGCUCGGCCACAACUCUCAGCUGCUGUUCUUCACCCGGGAAACAUCAGUGGCAUACCGUGAGGUGUUCUGCCACAAUCUCCCGCUACUGUUGUUCAUCCGGGAUUCCUUGGGUAAGACCCCUGCCAAUACAGAUGUUAGCUCUGUUAAGAGCUCAGAUCUGUGGAUCUACAAUGUGGGCAGCAUCCGUGUACUAGUGCCGGCGAUUUCACCUUCUGACAGCAAGUUAUCAGUGGGGAGACUUCUGUGA